AUGUUUACAAAUUUGUCCUAUUUGAAGAAACAUACUCCCGAAAAUGGUACCGACCGUGAAAGUUAUUUAUCGCUACUUGUCGAUGAGUAUUUGAACUCAUCUUCCUUAGAUUCUAAAAGUCAAGUUCUUGCAAAUUUGGCAAAUUUUGCUUACGAUCCGAUAAACUUUGCUUACAUACGAGAUGUUGGUGUCUUUGAUGUUUUUCUUUAUGUGAUUAAAAAUGAAUGUAACAUCCAAUUGUUACAUUUUGCUACCACUGGUAUAUGUAACCUGUGUUCAGAUCCAGUCAACUUAGACUACUUAAUAGAACACAGUGGAGUGAAAUCUCUAGUGGUAUUGUUAAAUUCAAACCACACAGAGAUAAUUCCAGACAUAAUUGCCACUUUCAUUUAUUUAUUUAACAAUGGAAGAAGGACAGGUGACAACACUGAAAUUAUGCAGAAAAUAGAAACACUAAAACAGUCACAGGAUAAAGUUAUAUCAAAUCUAGCGACUGUAUUCAUGGACAUUUAUCAAGAACAAUAA
Leptosia nina is the source of this 525-nucleotide messenger RNA. The record is from the annotation of a GenBank genome assembly. Lineage: Eukaryota; Metazoa; Arthropoda; Insecta; Lepidoptera; Pieridae.